Molecule: messenger RNA, 1195 nt
Organism: Bursaphelenchus okinawaensis
Lineage: Eukaryota; Metazoa; Nematoda; Chromadorea; Rhabditida; Aphelenchoididae
Source: the annotation of a GenBank genome assembly
AUGUUUCUCCUGUUAUAUUUGACUUUCUACGUAUUUUAUGCAAAUUCUGUUGAUUUGUUUGAAAUAAACGAAAAAUCAAACAUUGAUAACUUGAGAUACGGCGAUGUUUGUAGGUAUUUCAUUCUUCUACUUCUGUUCAGUAUUACUGUCGUUUUAACUUUAAAUAAUUAAAAUCCAGUUUUAUAUAUUUUAGUAGUCAAACCCCACCGUUACCAAAGCAUCAGCGAUCCCCAUAAGUUAUCAGCAGUGAUAAAGGAAAAAGGAUCGAACAGAUGGAAGAACAACACCUUAUAUUACAUCUUAUCUCCCCAAUACCACCCAGAAGAGUACGUUAAACUGCAAAGUAAUGUCAUUCUGUAGGAAAAAAGCGAUUGUAGAAGCCAUGCUACAUCUGGAGACCAAAACUUGUUUCAAAUUCGUAGAAAGAACCACUCAGAAGGACUAUUUGAACAUACGAAAAGAAGACGGGUGUUAUUCGUAUGUGGGUAGAGUUGGUAGGUGUUUUGUUAGUUUGUCUUUCUUGUGGUUUUUUGGCGGUGGCAUUCUAAAUGUAGUUAUUCAGGAGGUAAGCAGUUGAUGUCGUUGUCAAGUGGAUGUUUGUAUUCUUAUAUAAUACAGCAUGAACUGUUACAUGCAUUGGGGCUAGAACAUGAACAUCAACGACAUGAUAGAGACAAGUACAUUAAAGUAAAAUUCAAGAAUGUCGAAAAAGGAAAAGAAGGUACGAUAAUAUAUCGUUUCAAUUUAUUUUAUAACAAUUUAUUGUUUUCUUAUCUUCUGAGGUGAUUAACAUCACUUUUCAGAUAAUUUUGACAAGAUAUCAUCGCACCUCAUCGACCUAUAUGACCAACCGUACGACUUCAAGUCUAUAAUGCACUAUGAUAGUAAAGCUUUCGGAAGAUACGAUUGGAAUAAACGUAGAAAGCUAGAGACGAUGUUACCAUUGAAAGAUGGCAUCACCAUCAAUGAUAACAUACGCCUAUCUGAACUAGAUCUCUCUAAACUCAGAAUCCUGGGAAAGUGUCCAAAAACAGCUUCUGAAUCCAGAUUCGUGUCGAAAGGGCAAUACACGAAGGUAGAAGAAGAUGACAGCUGCUAUGACAUCGCUGACAAGUGUUAUCAGUAUUUGUGUCAUGUAGACGUUUACAGGGAGCUGAUUCGCAAAUAUUGUAUCAAAACGUGCAAGCUUUGUUAA